AUGCCGAAUAUCUCAAUAGUUUGUACUGAGAUGAAGAUGAUCAGCAGGCGGAAGUUUGAACUCGUAUAUGUUAAACAUGCUUUCCAUGAGGAUACUGAUAGGUUAUGGUCUUUUGUAGUGCUUUUACUCAAGAACAAGCACUUGCUGCUAGUAAUACGUCUCUGUGAGAUUCGAACUCACGCUCUUCCAGCCAAGGUUGGAAAAACACCUGUCAAGCCAACUAAAAAGUUAACUAUAGACCGAGACGGGGGGAAGAAAUCGAAAGACAAGGGCGAACUUUACUUUUUUAGGCAACGAAGACCGUAUAAAGUUUGGAGACCCCGCCUUUUUCGUUUGGGAUGA
This is a messenger RNA of Phycomyces blakesleeanus NRRL 1555(-), 342 nucleotides long. RefSeq lists its product as hypothetical. NCBI's taxonomy places the organism in Eukaryota, Fungi, Mucoromycota, Mucoromycetes, Mucorales, Phycomycetaceae. The transcript has 3 exons. The record is from RefSeq and is a predicted model, not a curated record. Bases 1 to 342 code for a protein of 113 amino acids.